Messenger RNA from Bacillus rossius redtenbacheri, 19004 nucleotides. It is a transcript of the gene nonC, whose product is annotated as serine/threonine-protein kinase SMG1. Lineage: Eukaryota; Metazoa; Arthropoda; Insecta; Phasmatodea; Bacillidae. The transcript has 52 exons. Gene Ontology annotation, biological process: nuclear-transcribed mRNA catabolic process, nonsense-mediated decay; protein phosphorylation. Gene Ontology annotation, molecular function: protein binding; protein serine/threonine kinase activity. The record is from RefSeq and is a predicted model, not a curated record. Gene Ontology annotation, cellular component: nucleus. The coding region runs from base 203 to 10915 and encodes 3570 amino acids.
UACACCGCAGCACAUUCUGUUGUCGAAUUUUAAACUGCUUAAAAUGGAAUGAGUUUGGUUUCAAGAAAAUGCGUCUUUUAUUAUUGAUAUCGUCGAGACCUCAUGAUAGUUGUUUCGUUUGAGUUAUAUUUUGCAUAUUAUGGUUUAAUUAUUUUGGCGAAUUGAAGUAAAUUGGUGAUGAGCGUAAUGUAAGACACAUGUAAUGAUAUCCACGAGUUCCAGCAAGGUCAAGUUAAAGACUUCUGAAUUUGAUGAAAUUGCUGUGGAAGAAAACGAUGACAGUAAAGUUAAAAGUGACAGCGUGCGGGAAAGAACAAGUUCUUUCAACUCAGAGGAUUCAUCAAGUAGUAAAAAUCCUAUUCAUACCAUUGUUAUUUGUCAACGAGAUCGUCUUGACAGCAGGUUCAAAUCUCGUGGUCGUUUGAGGGAUGAGUAUCCAAUGGCUCGUGGUAUUGGGUCUAGAAGAGGUACCAGUGUGCGGCUGCGUGGGGGCGGAAGCAUGCCGAGAAAAUUAGAACGAGAAAAUGAACUUAACUCUAGCUACCGUGGGAAAUUUUAUAAUGAUGGAGUGUCCAAAGGAAGUUUUGACUCAGGGUUCUCUUCUAAGUUCUACUCCGAAAACGAACGUACUAAAAAUAAGUUGGAUUUUGGGUUUAUGGUGCCUGAAGAUUCAAGGAUUUCGAAACUUCUCCGGAAACUCUGUAGAGAAGGUGAUCCAGAGAAAUCUGUUUCGCUUUGCAAACAAUUGCAGGAUAGUCUUAUGGUACCAGAGAACAACCGUUACAUACGUCGCUCUUUUGACACAAUAGCAGAAUCCAUGCUGGAUAUUCUUCAUAGCGGACCAGGGUAUGAUGCUAAGUGCGAGGCUGCAAAGUGUUUGGGUCGAGUUGGUUAUGUUUUGGAACAGGAUUUCAAACGAUACAUGGAUUGGAUCUUCAUCAAGUACUCUGAAGAACGAAACGAUGUAGUGCGAAUGCUUCUUAUGAAAGCAAUGUUGGAAACUUUGAGGUUAGAGACACUGUCCCCCAAGCUGAAAGAAUUUGCAACUCCAUUAAUGAAGCAGUUGCAAUCGACACUGGAGUACACAGAUCAUCCAGAGAUGCUCAUUGGCACAGUGGAUGUAAUCAUUGCAUUGCAAGAAAUAUAUCCAGAAACUUUCACACAGUAUUUCAGAGACUGUGUGGACAUCCUGGUGGGCUGGCACCUGGACGGCAGCCAGUCGCCGGCCGUGGCACGCCACGCCCUGCACGGCCUCCGGCAGCUGCGCAGCUACUGGGUCGCCGACCUGCAGUUCUCCCUGACCCUGCUGCAGCAGUUCGUCGAGGACAUGGAGGUGUGCGGGGACGACCUGGAGCGGGCGGACGGUCGCCCCAACUCCCCCGCCGGCGACCAGCCCGCCCCUUCCGUCCACGACACGGUGCUGCGCCUGACCAAGCUGGUGACGGUGUUCGACACGGUCGUGGCGACGCUCGGCCCGCACCUGAACCCCGCCUCCUCUUCUGCCGUGUCCUGGGCGUUCCUCGCCGACAGCCUGUGCAAGAUACUGGCCACGGUGAUUCAGGCUCUUGGCGUGGUGGUGUGGGAAGAGCUGGUAGUGGCGACCAACGAGUGCAGCUGCCUCCUGCUCGCCCAUUUGCAGUCCAGGACCUCCGCGGCCAACGACCACCUCUACGAGCUGAUCCACCUGCAGCUGGCGCUCGUUCCUCAGCUCAGUGAUGUGGUGCUGGUCACCAUGUUGAGGCUCGUGGGGAAGACUGUCCGUGAAGUCAGUGCUAACCUGCCCCUUGAACUGGUUCAGAAGCUAUUGGGUCCGGGAUCAUCGCUUUUGAGUCUGAGAUUUUCACCAUCUUUUACCAUUCAGAACGAAGUGGUGGGUGUGUACCAAAGUUUCCUUAACCUCAAGAACAUUAAUUUGCUGCAAGAAACAUACAGGUAUGUGUUGGGGGAUUUGGAGAAAGCUUACAAGCUCGUGGUGCCGUCUGUGGAAUUGAAUGCUGCCAAUCCACAUUCUAGUACAGAGUACAGAAUAGAAGAUGCAGAGAUGGUUAUAAUGUUUCACCUUAGAGCACUUGCUGAUCUAGCAAAUGCAAGCAAUUCAAUCAUUGGAAUGUGGGCCCUGCAACCCAGUAUAUUUGAGUUGCUGGCAGUGAAGCUCACCCCGUACCACCCUGACCUGGCGGCCUUCAGCCCGGCUCUACAGUACAGCCUUCUUUUUCUGCUGUACAGUCAUUGCACAAGGUCGAGUCACUUUGUAUCCAGCAGCAGCCUUGUCAGCACCAAGCAAGGCAGUUCCAGUGUUCGCGAACUGCUGUUCCUGAAUGUGACUCUGGGAUCCGGCGCUCCCACUGCAUCGCCGACCUCUGGCCACCUGGCGGUCAUUCUCAAACUGCUGGCCACCUUGAUAGAGCAGCAGGAUGAGUGCUUGGAGAUCAAGGAGCUGGUUCUGGCCUGGACCAAGGAGGUAUUCAUGCUGGCACAGCCGUACCUCGGGCUGCUGCUUGAGACGCUCGAGUGUCGGGCCGUCCUCGCUGCCGUUGUACGGGCCGGCCACACCACGGAGCCUGUCAUCGUGCUGGGCGUCCUGGGGAACCUGCAGCAGCUGCUGGGGACGCCUGACGUUGAGUGGCAGCCAAAGCUAUUGUCUUCAGUAGUGGAUCUUUGCAUAUUUCACUUAAACUUCAAUAAUGCCAAAGUCAGACAUAGUGUAUUCAGCAUUAUAGCCUCCAUUCCGUGGCAGAUUACGUUGGCACAACUGAUAAGUGCAUCAACAAACACCACUAACUUCAAGGACACACCUUUACACGAGCUGAGUUCGUUUACCCAGGAGACUGUGGUGACAGCACAGAGGCACCACCUCAUGAGGGGGUCGUGUGGUGAAAUGCAGCCUUAUCAUUUCCGCAAAUUUAUGGGUUACCUUUUACAGGCUCUGCACCACAGUGGGGACUGGCUGGUUGGCCUGUUCUAUGGCUGCUGGCCCGUGCUCCUGUCGCAGUGCGCAGAGGAGGAGCUGGCCGCCAGCACGUUCAGUCGUGUUGCCUCCGUGUCCGACUCGGUCCUCUUGCUGUGGGCCACCUGGGAGGCGGCCCAGCUGUGCGUCAUGUACAAGCUACGCACACCUCUUGGCAAGCCCCAGGAAACUUUCACCAGCAUAGAAGGUGUAAUAAAGAGCUUAGCUCGCGAGAUUAGUCAUUUUGGUGGUGAUGACAACUCCGUGGUCGUCAAAGCAGAGCAACCUCCAAUCGAAGGCCACCCAGGCACCUGGGAACAACAGAGGAUCCGUCUGUUAUUGGAGUUUUUGGAACACUUGGAGAAGGUUAUAUAUAAUGCUUCUGAUGGCUGUGCAUUGGCUAUGCUGCCUGCUCCUAAGCCUGUUCGCACAUUUUUUCACACCAACAAGAGCACCUGUGACGAGUGGUUGUCUCGCAUACGCAUAGCAGUUGUUGUUGUGGCACUUCACGCGGGCGAAGCAACCAUGGCCAUUCGUAAUGGACAGUGCUUGCUUCAGGAUCUUGUGGAAGCACACAAUCUCCAGGGUGCAGAGUUUGAAAGGGCAGUAAUGUAUUUGUGCUGGGCCUAUUGCAAACUGAGAGAACCAGAAGCCAUAUUAGGCUUGUACUGGUGGAGCAAGGAGGUGUCUGGGAGGAAGUUCCCGUGGCUGAAGGCAGCUGCGGAGCAGGCGUAUGGGAAGUACGAAGUUGCUACAACUAUUUACUCCUCUUUGCUAGCUGCAAAAGAGUUUGUUCUGAGUUCUGAACCUGUGGGUACUGAUGGGGAAGAAGAGACAAGCUCUACUGGUCAGAAACCUGGAGGGAAAUUUGACGGUGAAUUGCAUGUGACUGGAUUUAUGGCUGAUCAGUUGGUGGAGUGUUAUAAAGCAUUGAAUAACUGGACAGAUAUUCAGAAAUGGAAGAAAAAGGAAGCUGCUCUUUGGACUAAUCAGAAUGGAGAAACUGCGCAAAGAUACCUGCUAAACACAGUUACUGCAGAGCAAGCAAAGCUGUACGCUCUGUUCGGGAAGGAUGACCUAACUCUGGCCAGCGAGUUGUCCAAGUGGCCUGCUGCAAACAGCGGCGGCAUGUCAGCCCAGGACGGUUCCACACCCAAAUGUUGGAGCAGUUACAAGAUGAUGGCCCAUGUACAGAACACUCUUGCCAUCACUGCCAUGAAAGUUGCUGUUAAAGAAGAUGCAGAUGCAGAUGCAGAUGUUUCUGAAACUAAGGCCAGAAUAGGUGCUGUACAGGAAUGUGUAAAUAUAAGCCAGUACCACAUGAAAGAAGCGAUGCGUCAUCUUCCGUCAGAAUUUCUAUUGGAAUCGGCCGUAACGUAUAACGCAGCGUGCAACGUGCAGCACUUGCUCCUCGGCAAGCCUUGUCGCUCUGUGAAUGUCCUGAGUGAAAGUGAUCUCAGCAUAGAAGGCUUGACGUCGGGGCUGUUGAACUACGUCCUGUGGUGGGCCAGAUACUUCCAGAGGGUUUCGGUGGAUCUGGGUGUGAACACCUCUCGCCUGCAGCUGAACACGGCGAGGGCAGCCCGCAAGGAAGGCAACUUCAAGCUGUCGGAGCGACUGCUGCUGGGGUACGUUGACGGCGAGGUGCUCUCGACCAGCUGCGAUGACACUCACGGCACGCUGGAGGAGGUGGCUCGAGCCGUGGUGGCGUCGGGCAGUGACUCCCUGGCCCUCAGCCUGGUCGAUCCGUGGAAAGUCAAGAGCCUCACUGAGGUGGCUAAGCUCUUGUUCAGCUUGGAGAAGCUGGACGCCGCGACGCAGGUGAUGGUGGUGACAGCCCUGAGCCUGUCGGACGCUGGUUCUCAGCUGGCGGAGAAGCGGUCGCGCUUGCUGCUCUGCCUCGCCAAGUGGCUGCAGCAAGGCAUGCAGGUGUCGCAGGACAGCGAUCUCAACCCAGUCAGGAAACUCAUCGCUUACGAGCAGUCUUUUGUAUGCGCAGAUACCACUUUGUUUGAUGCGCACAUGGCCACAAAGAACGGCACGCAGGUGAUUCCCAGCAAUGACCUGCUGGUGGGCCAGCUGCUGCAGGCAUCGGUCUCGGCGUGUCCCUCACUGGCCAAGUCCUGGCACCAGCUGGGGGCGUGGUGCUAUCGCUGGGGGCGGCGGGUUGUGGACGCUGCCAUCGAGGCAAACGACCAGCUGUCUAGCAGCGAGCGGGCCGCCGUCACCAGCUCCCUGCCUCCGGGAACGUCCAAGGAAGAUGCAGAUGUCGUGUGUUCCAUCCUCAGCCAGACCAGGGCUGUUUCUGACGAGGAGGACAUUGAGGCUGAAUAUUUUAACACAUCAGAAAUGAUACAAAGCCAACUACAGAACGUGAAUGCUUUGCGUGGAGCUUCAGCAGAGCAGUUGUGCUAUCUGGUGGACAUAUGGCGAAAUGCUCAAAAAAGAAUGUACAGCUACUAUGAGCUGUCUGCUGUUGCUUAUUUUAAAUAUCUUGAGUUGUACGGCAAUAAAGAGAGUGUAGAUGAGGCAGGUGAUACCAUCACGAUAAUGGCCACGUUGCGCCUGCUGAGACUCAUCGUGAAGCACGCCCUGGAACUGCAGUCCGUGCUGGAGUCGGGCUUGGCGUCGACCCCCACUCGUCCGUGGAAGGGGAUCAUCCCGCAGUUGUUCUCCCGCCUCAGCCACCCGGAGCCGUACGUGCGUCGCCGCGUGUCCGAGCUCCUGUGCCGCGUCACGGAGGACGCUCCUCACCUCAUCACCUUCCCCGCCGUGGUGGGGGCUGCGACUGGAGGGGCACGGCUCAGGGACAUGGCAAUGACAUCGUCUACCUCUCGGUUGUUCAGCACGUGCUGCUUGUCUCAGCAGUCGGAAGAUGCGGAAGGGGAAGAGUUGUGCGUGGAGGAAGACGAGCCGGACAAUGAAGAGGAUGAAGAAGAGUGUUUGAGUGAGGAGGAGGGUGCCCAGGCACAUGUGCUGAAGACAUGCUUUCUCGCUAUGGUGGACACACUCUCCAAACAGACGCCUGAAGCCAUCUCGCAAGUGCAGCUGCUGGUGCAGGAGUUGCGACGCAUCACGCUGCUGUGGGAUGAGCUGUGGCUCGGCACGCUGGUGCAGCACCACGCGGAAAUAUCACGCCGACUGGCACAGCUCGACUUGGAGGUGGCCAAGGUUGAAGACAACCCCUCUCUGUCGUCCUCCGAGAAAGACCACCUCAUUGCGGAAAAGCACAGAAUCAUACUGAAACCUCUGGUGUUCAUUUUGGAGCAGUUACAUGCCAUAACAUCUGUAACACCAGAGACACCACAUGAGAAAACAUUUCAAGAAAAAUUUGGUAGCAGUAUAACGGAAGCGCUGCACAAGCUAAAACACCCUGCGAACCCCAGGAAGCCACACGAAUCCUGGCAGCCAAUGAAGCAGCUGCAGUCUCGGCUGCAGCAGCGUGCUCAGAAGCGGUCGGCCUACUCCAUACGCAUGUCUGAUGUGAGCCCGGCUCUGGCGGGCCUGAAGGACACGCUGAUCGCCAUGCCAGGCAUCUCUUCUACGGGGCGCAUCAUUACCAUUGCAGCAGUGGACAACAACAUCGCCAUUCUGCCCACCAAGACUAAACCAAAGAAACUCGUGUUCCAUGGCAGUGAUGGUCAUAUGUACACGUAUCUCUUCAAGGGCUUGGAGGACUUGCACUUGGAUGAGCGUAUCAUGCAGUUCCUGAGCAUUGCCAACACGAUGAUGUGGCAGAGUGGCAGCAGAGGGGCCAAGUACCGAGCGAGGCACUACUCGGUCAUUCCUCUGGGGCCGAGGAGUGGCCUGAUCAGUUGGGUGGACGGUGUGACUCCGCUGUUUGGUCUCUACAAGCGCUGGCAGCAACGAGAAGCUAACUCUGCGUACCUCAAGGGACAGACCACAUCCAGCGGGCAACCAAGCAGUGGCAACAGUGCUGCUGUGAUGAGACCCUCGGAGCUGUUCUACAGCAAACUGACUCCAUUGCUGAAAGAGAGGGGGAUUGCCAAUUUGGAUAACCGCAAGGAGUGGCCACUCGCUGUGCUCAAGCAAGUGUUGACAGAACUGAUGGAUGAGACGCCCAAGGACUUACUGGCCAAAGAGCUGUGGUGCCACAGCACUAACGCCGGCUCCUGGUGGCAGACGACUCGUGCCUACUCAUACUCGGUUGCCGUAAUGUCGGUGAUCGGCUACAUCAUAGGGCUGGGCGAUCGCCAUCUGGACAAUGUGUUGGUGGGCCUGACGUCUGGGGAGGUGGUUCAUAUAGACUACAAUGUGUGUUUUGAAAAAGGAAAAACACUGCGUGUGCCUGAAAAAGUACCCUUCCGUAUGACACCAAACAUUAGAUGUGCCCUUGGCAUCACUGGUAUUGAGGGGAUUUUCAGACUGGCAUGUGAGCAUGUGUUGAAGGUGAUGAAGAAAGGAAGGGAAACAUUGCUGACUCUCUUAGAGGCAUUCGUGUACGACCCUCUGAUUGACUGGACACCUGGGAACGAGGCUGGCUACACAGGUGCUGUGUAUGGAGGAGGACAAACCAUAGCAACAGAAACAAAACAGAGCCGAAAGGAACUGGAAAGAGAAGUAUCUUGUGCAAUGUUCACUAUUCGAAUAGCAGAAAUGAAGGCUGACUGGAUUCAAAACAGAGAUGACAUUCUGCAGGCCUUGCCUGAACUGAUGUCCCACUUGAACAAGUGGCUGGAAGUGUCGGAGUUGAUACGGGUCAGUGAGGAGUCCCUGCAGGAUUGCCAUCAGCAGAUGGCGUUGGUCAAGGAGGCAGAGGCUUCGCCACAACAUUCACUCUUCACCCUUACUGCGAGGUAUUCCAAGCAUCGCCUGGCUCAAGAUGCCACCAAUAAGGUCAAGGCCGCUCUACGUGAGAAAAUAGAAGAGUGUGACAGACAGUUAAACUUGCACAAGCUAGCCUUGUCAUCGGUGAGAGGGCCGCAGCUGGCUAAGUGGGUGGCAGACCUUAGUCGCCCAGUUGACAAAGAUGGCCACCUGGUUUUUGACCUUGUGAAGGAGUUUCUGCAGAAUGCUGGUCAAACACCGAUGAUCACCCAGUGCGAGCAGUCAGAGUCGGAACUCUGCCAAUUGUCGCAGCAGCAGACGCUCCUGGUGCACAACUGCCUGGACCUGCUCAGCCAGUACGGCACAGUCGCCAGCAUGUACCCCGCCUCGUACCUCAACACCCACCGCUCCUUCUGUUACCGCACGUGGGCCCAGUACCUGCUCGACAACACUUCUGUGGAGAGAUGCAGAGAGGUGGUACUCCAAUUCAGUGGCUUAUUUUCACCAGAAGCUGCGACAAGCAAGCAGCAACAUGUUUUGGCAGUAUCUUACCAGCUGCAAUCAGCGUUAGCGAACGCAAAUGCCGCUUUGCAAAAGAACUUUGAGCGCAUGAAAGCAGAAGGCAUCCCGGACUCCAUCCCGCAGUUGGAGGCCAACUACUUGGAAGCCAAGAGUAACGUGGGGAAGUUCCUGCGGGGCGAGAAGUCAGUUUUGGCCCUCGAAUGUGUGAUCAUCAGAGCUCUUUGCAGCCUGAACAAGAGAUACCUGCUGAUGGAAUCAGCUGCAGCUAGUGCUGGGGACUGUCUGGUGGACCUGACGUCUCGCGAGGGGGACUGGUUCCUCGACGAGAUGCACCUCGUGUGCUCCCUGGAGCUGGAGUUGUUCUCGUUGCUGCCACUGCAUCACCAGCACGAGGCGUUGCUGUCGGCGGUGCCCAGCUCACAAGCGAGGGUGACCCUGGUUGUGCAGUGCCUGCAGUCGGCACUAAGCAUUUACAAGGGCCUGCAGGAACUGAACUACAAUUUCCACACGAUAAUUCUCCCUGAAGCACUGAAGACUAUCAAAAUGGAGGAACCAACUGUUCUUUUUAUGAUCCAAGAGUUGGAUGACAUAAUUCACUCCAUCAAUUUCCCAUUGCCUGACCUACUUGCCCAACUGGAAAUGCACCUGCGAUACAUUGUCAUGGAAAUGGAUUCCCCACAUCAAGGCUGUCAGGUGGUGGUAGCAGGCCUGCGUUCCAGGUUUAACGCAUUGCUGCAGCAGUCUACGGAAACAAAGUGUGAUAGCCACGAAGAGACUCUGACUCCGGGCCAGAUGCUGUUGAUGGGUUUCAACGGCCUGUUUGAGAAGUUGCAUGUGGAUGGCAACGUACUUGUCUCAACACUUGACUCCUUGGACACUCCUGCUUGCUGGAAGAAAAUUGAUCAAGUCCGUGAGGCCAAGACCAUGGCGGCACCAGUAUUUAAUGAUGCAACACGGAGUGUGCUGGAUGACAUUUUCCUGUUGAAACGCCUGCAGACGAUGCAGGAAUUCUUCAUGUUGUGCAGUCAGGCGGCAAGAGGCAUCAUUGUGGCCUACGAUAACGACCACUUGAGCAAGCCAAUUCGGAGGUUCACUGCAGACUACGUCAGCAGGCAGAUGCUCGGCGUGACCUCUCAGACACUUGGAUUGGCACUGUGUCUCCUCUUGCAAAGAAUUGGACUUAAUGUUACAGUGGAGGUGGAACUGCGGGACGUGGGGGCGGAGAGCAAGGUGGGCCUGGAGGAGCUGUGCUGCAAGGCGGUGAGCGGCUGCCUGAAGCGCGGCCUGGUGACAGAGACGCUCCUGGCUCAGGCGAGCGGCCUCACCAGUGCGCUCGAGGCCAGCUGGCGGCACCGCCAAGUGGCCCGCCACCUGCAGCAGCAGCUCGAGGUGUGUCGGUCGACCGUGCAGAGGCUGCAGCUGCAGUUCACCGCACACCACUGGCUGCACGAGGACUGCCUCAGCCUGCCCCUCGCACCCCUCAGCCGGUCGAGCUUCAUGCUGGAGCUGCGCAAGACGUCUUCGGCGCUGCUGGGGCUGCAGCCGCGGGUGGCGGAGGCGCGCGAGCGGCAGGGCGCGCUGGUGGCCAGCGUGGAGCAGCGCCUCAAGUGGGCGGCCGGGGCCAACCCGGCCCUGGGCGAGGUGAUGGCUGCCUUCGAGGCGGCCGUGGCGGCCCGCGCCCGGCAGCUGGACCUGGAGCAGGGCCUGGCCGCGGCCGUGGGCGGCGCCUGCGCGGCCGUGCUGCACCACGAGGCCCUGCGCACCCGCACCUCCGAGGCCGCGGCCCACGACGCCGCCUUCCUGCAGCUAGUGGAUCAGUGUGAGAAGAGCUGCUUGCUGGUGGCUGGUUGUCACCAAGCAGUUACGUCUGCGGAAGAAUCACUCGUCCAUCUUCUGAUGCCAGAGGGUCCCAUCAGCCAUGUGUGGAUACAUAAUGUGGAGGGGUUGAUUUCAGAUAUGGUCAAGUCACUCCAGCAACAGAAAGCAAGUCUACAAGAAUCUCUCUACACGACACAAGACAGUGUUAAAAGUCAGGUUUUGGUUCUUCGCAGCUGUCUUUCAACUCAUCACAAACUCAUGUCUGAAGUGCGCAACCUCUUGAAGUCUAUGGUCAAGUUUGAAGACAGUGGACUUCAUGACUACUUGGUCAGCUACAGAGCGUACGCUGAGCAGUUUCCAAGCCUCAUCAGGGAACUGCUGUCUGAUGACUUCGACACUGACAAAGUUCACUCAGUGCUUGAAAGGAUCAAUCAUCUUGAGGACAUGACAGGGAUAAUAUACAAAGACCUGCUGGACUUGUCGAACCAGCUGCAGCGAGCUCAGGUCCCGGCACACUCAGCAGAGGACGCUGUGCCUGUGUCCGGCUCCAAGAGAGCUCCGCUUCUCCGGCAAAACAGCAUGUGCGUGUCGCCGAGCAAAGGGCUGCCAUCCGCAGCUGUCGAAAAGAACGAUAGGGAUCCGCAGACAGGAAAAGCCAUUCAGGAAAGAAAUGCCUAUGCUCUCGGUGUGUGGAGGCGAGUGAGGAUGAAACUUGAGGGUCGAGAUCCAGAUCCUGGGAGACGAGCCACAGUUCAAGAGCAGGUGGAUUUCAUAAUUCGAGAAGCCAUAAGCAUGGAUAAUUUAGCUCUGCUGUACGAAGGCUGGACACCAUGGGUAUGAAACAUAUGAUUGGUAGAAACGGAUCAGUCACUCGGAUCUGAGCCUGUUGCUCUGAGCAGAGAGGUCUCCGUGCUAACAAAGCGCCCAGGAGGAAAGGAAGAUAACACUCCGUGCACGGGCGUUCAAAAGAAAAUAAAUGCUAGAACGGAGCGAGUUUGCCACAGAAAGCUUACUUGCAGGAUCAGCAUAAUGCAUAAUUUGCAAAUGGCUGCUUAUUAUUCAGCUAUGAUAUAUCAUUAUAGGCCUUCAUUAAGUAACGUGGUGUUCCGAAGUAUGCAUUAUCACAUCUUUUGACAGAUUGCAACCUUCCUCUUGAUGUUUUGACAAGAUAAAUUAUUUAAGAAAUAAAAUGUCAUAAAUUAUGUUGUAAAAAUGAAUAUGGUUUUUGUAGCCAGGUAUUUGAAAUAUAUGUUGGAAGCAAAAAUAUUUUAAGUUUUUGACAUAAGUUAAAUUCAUUUGACUUAUAAUAUAAUUAAAAAGUACCUGUUUAUUUUUAAAUAUAAAAUCUUUGGUUAUGGUUGUAGUUAAAUUUACUUUUAUUAAAUUAAGUAACUUUUCAUUUUGGUGAAAAUAAGUUUUUUGUUUUUCAUGUUGAUGUUUUAUCAAGUAUGAACCACUACUUGUGUGAUAAUAUUGUUGUCUUUUAAUUACUACAUUCAUGCAUACUGAAAUUCUUUUCUUUCUCUACUCUUUGUGGCUACUAUGCGUGUCAACAUUGGAUAUUUUUUUUUAAAUAUUUUAUUGACAUGACCAGUGGUGACUUUGAAUAAGGUAGCAUUUCCCUUCUUUAUUUUUUUUAAGUUAAAUUUUUACCAAAAGAAAAUAUUUGUUGUUUGUGUUUUUAUUCUGUAAAAUAUAUUAAAGAAAUAUUAUAUAAUGUAUAUGCAGCUGAUCCUUAUAUUUUUAAGACACAGUUCUAAUGGGCAGGAAUAUUCAUUAGUUCUUCUGUAACCAAUUUUUUUUUAUAUAAAGUGUUGUAAUGCUAGAGAAUCGUGGCCACAAAUUACAUGCACACAAACCUUUUGAAUUUCAGCUGAGAUUUGGAAAAAAAAAAAAUUAAAUUUUGGAAGUACUUUGAUAAUAAAUUUGAAUGUGUUGAAUGUGUUAAUAUUUAUUUAUGGUAAUAGAUUAUUUGAAAAUAAGCAUCAUCUUAUUUUUGUCACUGUACAUUUUUGGUCAGUAUAUAUUUGCAUUAGUAUUUGGAACAGUAACCAGUAAAAUGGAAUGCUUUCAUAAUAUUUUUCAGAGACACAGAGAAAAAGAACAUUUUCAUUCUGAAAUUUAUUUUAAGCAGGUACUUAUUCAUUUUUAGAGCACUUUUUGAAAAUGAUUAUUAUCUUGAUUGUACACAUUAGGUCUGAAACAAUAUCACACAAACAACCUACCUUCAACUAGUCUUUGUGUACUUAAAUUCAAAACUGAACUGUGCCUCAUUUAUAUAUUCUUUAUUCCUGAAAUUCAGGAACAUGAUAUUUCUGAGCAUGUUGUUAUUCUCCUGACUUGUGGGUUCAGCAGCCUUUAUAAAAUAAGCAUAGAAGAGGUUUUUUUUGUCAUUUUAAAGGCAUUAGUUAAAGCUCUGGUAUGUAGUACUAGAUUUUUUGAUAUCCAUCCACAAGUCGUAUAUCAAUUUACAAUUUAAAUUCUGAUUUUAGGAUUUAGCUGGAAAUAUAGAAAUAUAAAGUGUGUGGGUUUUUUUUUUUAUACUAAAUUCACUGUUAGUACUUUCCUCUUAAAAUUAUAUCAAUUUAAAAAAUUUUUUGGUGCAUACAUAAGUAAUGCGCAACAGGCAACAUGGUUAUAUUUGUUUUAGUUAUUAGUGUUGUCAGAUUACUAAGUAAACCAGUUUACCAAGUUAAACCAGUUGGUGAAGUCACUUAAAAAUAAAGUUUUGUGGUAACUUUUAUUAACUAGUAGCAUAAAUAAAUAAGUUUUUUACAGGACAAUUUUUAUUUUAAUUUAUGCAUAAAAAAAGUUACCUGUCAUUUGUAUUAACAUUUAGGUAAUCAUUUAAUAAAUUAAGUACAUUCUCAUUAAAGUUAGUAAAUCAUCUUACUGGUGAGCUGACAAUGAAUCAUCUUUUCUAAACUUUUUGUCACAGCCAUACUCAACACAAUACUGAACCAUUUUUUAAUGUUUUGAAACAUAUGGUAACAUUUUUUAGUUAAACUUUCCAUUACAGUGGAAUGCUUAUGUCUGUUGGAAAAUGACAGGACAUUCUGUUAUGGAGUUAGUCGUUAAUAAGCAUUUAAGAAAUUUUAUCUGUACUAACGUGUGUCUUUAAAGUUAUUAUUAUUGUUCGUUUAUAUGAUAUUUUCAGAAAUUUUUAAAUAUCAGGAGUGAGUACCGUCUUCAUCUCAACAUAAAAUUUACAGACCUAAAUUUAUCCUUUGACAGGAAUCCAAGCCAUUUGUUCGCUCCAAAGAUGUGCUUAUCCUUUAAGAACAUCAGUCCACAAUGAACUCGGUAAUGAUCAAAAAGUGGAUGGACACCAUUUUAUAUACAGGUUAUAGAAAAAGGAAUUUGCAAGCUGAAUUUUCUUAAAGGAAAGGAGUUGCCGUCAACUCCGUUACUUCGUGGCAUUAAUUCAAUUUUGGAGAAGAAUCUCUCUGACUGCACUCGAGUCCAAGGCAUACGUACUACCCCUUACAUCGUUUUUCUCCGCUUUUCAUUGGGUCUCGCAUCCUUCAUGCCCAUCUCUUGCAAUAGUCGCUUGUCUUGCUUUCACUUCUUGUUCAGUCCAUUCAGCAGGUUUGACAGGACAUCACUCAGAUUUGUCUUGGCUUCAUACACCAUGUUGAUUUUUCUACUUUUUCUUUAAUUGUCUAUUUUCAUGAAGAAAUAUUUCAACAAAUAUUAUAGAAGCAAUUUUGUGUGCAUUACCCACCUGGGAAAUUCAGAAGCCAAACUUUUGGCAUGUGAACACAGCAGAAUUGUUCAUACUUAAAAUUUUUGCCUGACAUUGUGAUCACUCAUUAGUAGAGACCUGAAAAUGUAGGUUUUAUUUUUUUAAGAAAUAUGUGUUAUUUUUCUUUGAAAUAGGUGUUAUUUUCAUUGAAAAUAGGUGUUAUUUUUGUAUGGUAUUUGCCUUUUUUUUUCGUUAAGGAUGAAGAGUUGAUACAAUAAAAAAUCAUUACUACAUUCGAAAAACUGUUGAAUUCACAAAACUAAAAACAAAGUAUAAAACAACACACACAGAGUACAGAUGCAACCAUUUCACCAGCUAAGUAAAUAUUGUCAUUGUUUUAUCUACUUGCAAACACUCAAAAUUAGCUAUCAAAUGAAAGCAUGGUAAAUGUUUCUAUAUUCUCUUCUUUUUAAUUUUGUCUCCUGUCAGUAACCACCAAAUUGUAUUGACUAAGAAGGCGUUCGCUGUCAACAUUGUUGGUGGGCAGCCAAAUGGCCUUAAGUGCUGCCUUUGUGAAUACUUCAUGUUCCACUCCCAAAGCCAUCAGCAAUUUUGCUACAUUCGGUUCAUUUUCAUGUUUGACAGCAUCCUGAACAGCUUCUUUAAGGAAUUCGUAGCCUUUGUACCUAACUGAAUUGUCCACACCAUUAAAUGCAGGGAUGUUGUCAAAAACAGACAAAACACUUUUUGUUUUUUGUUUCAUUUAGCAAAAUGUUUUUGGGACUAAACAGCUUGCUAAUGGCUUUGAAGAUGUGUGCACUUGGAUCACUGUUCAUCAGACUUUGAAGUUUGGUCAUUGCAAGAGCUGAUGAGUUUUGACAUUUAUGUUUCACUUGUGCUUUGUCGCUUGUCGUAAGAGAUGAUUCUGACAUGAAAGUUUCAAAAGGGGAGUCAAAUAAAUACACCUUUUGAUGUGCCCUCGAAGCCUUUCAGUAAAUCACUCAAAUACCCGUAAAGGGAAUGUGCUGUCGGGUACUGCGAACCUUCAAGCUUUGUGAGAAGGCUUACAAUAUCAGCUGCGUGAGUUUUCACAAAUAUGCACUGAGCAAGAACAAUUGCCACAUCUUUUUCUGAAACACCAGCUACAUAGUGAAUACCACUAUUGUUGAUAGCCUUCAUUUCAUCUAGCUUGAAGAAAUUAACAAUAUCAACCAAAUAUUCUGCCAAAUAAAACACUGCUCUGAACCACGAGUUCCAGCGUGUUGUUACUGGCAUUGGAAACAAAUUUGCAGCUUUAGUUGUAUGUUCUGAUAGAUACUGCAAAUAAUGAUGUUUCCUUUUCCGUGUAUUAAGAAACGCAGUUUUCACCUUUACUACAGCCUCAUUUACUUCUUUCAGUCCAAUGGAAAAGCAAUUGCCUACCAAAGCUAGUUUGUGGGCCCAGCAUUGAACAUGGGCAACGUGCUCUCCAAAAAGGACCUGCAACGAUGUGACACAUUUCGUCAUGUAACGUGCUGAGUCUGUGACAAUUUCUUGAAUGUCCAUGAAAUUGACACUGUAUUUAUUAAUACACUCAAGAAUGGCCUGGGAACAUGUUGUAGCAUCUGCUUUCUCCAGAAUGUUUACUGCAGCUACCUUUACCACUGGAUCUGUUAAACUGUUUGACUGAAUCUUAAAAAGCACCACAAACACACAUCUCCCUUUGGAAUCCGUAGUCUCAUCACACAGAAUAUCAACACAUUUAUGCUGUGCUAAUUGUUUUAUUUCAUCGAAGUGUGCUUGUGCUAUCACAGGAACAUAUGUUUCCCUAAGAGAUCUAACGCAAGGCAAGUCUCCAGCCCCUAAAACAAACAUGUGAAGAAAAUGCAAUUAAAAUUCCCUAUUUUCUCAAUCCUUUACAGAACUACAUGCCUAGUUGUCACAGAUUUGAAAUUAAACUUACCUUCAAUAAACUCAUUCAUCCAUUCUCUUAAAUUAGGAUCAUCCAGGUUUUCCAAAGGAAUGUUGGCUUUUGAGAAAGCCUCAGUAGUUUUAACUGCAAGAUUGUCAACUGCCAAUUUCCUCCUUUUUGCACUAUGUAGGUUGGCAAGUACAGAUGUUUGAAUCAUACUUUUAUUUUCAGAAGAGUUUUGUUUUUUCGAAAGGUUGAUGUGUUUUUGUGUUUUUGUAUGUUUUAUCACGGCAUCUUUCUUUUCAUAUGAAAUUACACAGUUACAAAAACGGCACAUAAGAGUUUGAGAAUCAGAGGCAUAAAGUCCUUCACUUUUGAACUCGGCUGCUCGUUGCUGUACAUGCACCGUUGGUUUCGGCAUCGUGGACGCAAAAAUAACACACAAUGAAAACCUAGUCCUGGUACAUAAUAUUUUGAAUCUUUAUUUCUAGGUCAUUUUAACAGAUCAUGAGCUUGUUUCUAGAUAGUAGAACAAUUGCUACCACUGCUGUUUAUAAAGAAAAAGAAAAAUUCUUUCUGUAAGUACUAUCAUUUUACCGUAUUUGCCAACGAGUGAAAAAAGUAAACAAAACGUUUGCCCACAGAGUAGAUAACAUCCGCCUACAGUACAACCGUACUAACGUCUGCAUUCGUGCUCCAGUCCUUAUGUAACAAAAUACCUCAAAUGGAUUUAUAAAAAAUUUAUAAAAAAUAUCAAUUUCACAACCAUCGCCACUCUGCAGUACGCAUAAUACAAAACUAAAACAAACACCAAACAUCCAAGGAACCAAGAGCUAGUCUAGCUAGUUGGUUUGGUGUCUGUGCAGAGUGCGCGCAUGUUGUCUAACUUCGAUAGCUGGAUUGCAUACACCGUGCGUACUCUGUCUCGUGUCAAAAGAACUACAUUCAAUAGCUUGGCACGCACGUUGCCACGCAGUGUUUGUGGCAAAUGGCGAUAAUUACGCUUACGUGAUUUGGUUCUGCUUCACGACUUUUAUUUUCAUUGUAAUUGAUACUAAGAACGGGUUGCGUAAUUAUACGGUACUUUAAGUAAUUGCCUAAUUGGUUUAAUAUUAAGUAAAUGGCAGUCAAAUUGUACUAAUGAAAUUGAAAUAAAAAAAAUAGAACACCAAACAAAAUGCUAAAAUUCGCGUUUUUAGCACAAAAGACUGAAAUUCGCAUUAUUCAAAAUAAAAGGCCGAAAUUCGCGUUAUUUUUCGCUUUAUAGCAAAUGCUAUUUUUUCAGGUCUCUACUCAUUAGAAAUUGAAUUUUUGAGUGGCUGGGUAACACAUUUGUACCAAAUUGCUUCUGUGUAUAAUCUAAUUUUCUAAAUAUUCAUAAAUAUCUGCAGUUAAGAAAAACUAUAAUUUCAACAUGGUGUGUAAAGCCAAGCUAUUUGAGGAUGUGUCCAUCUUCUAAAAUAAAAUAAUUUUUCCUGCUCAUGCGCAAGUUGCCACUGGUCAGUGUUGUCAUAACAUUUUCAUUUGUACAUUGUUGAAUGAGGAGGGUGAAACAUGUGUCUUGGUAGAUGUGUAUUUACUAUUUCUUUAAUUUCUGUUUAAUUUGAAAAAAAAAAACAGGAUACGUGUAGCUUUCACAUAAAGAUGUCAAGUUAAGCAAAUGUCCAUGGUGUGGUGACAGUUCUGCUAACUCCUUGCUGGUAACUGACGUGAAGUGGUUUCUUAGUAAGCAAUAUGUGUGACCAUGACUGCCUGUGACAUAAUUAUAAUGACAUUUUCAUUUUGUGGUGGUUGUUAUUAGUAAUAGCAAGAGGAAGGAACUCUGUUGUUUACCAUCUUGAAUCGAUCCAUAUGAUCAAUGCUCUUUACUCCAAGGCCUAUUUUUGAGUGGUAUCAACUUGUGAUUAGUUCCACAAGGAAGCAAACGAGCCCAUCAUUUUGCAAACCUUGUACUUAACUUAAUAGUAUGAAAAUGGUUUCAUGGUGAAAAGGAAACAUAUUAAAGAAUGUUAAUAACAUCCAGCAUUGGAAAGUGGAUUCAGUUUUAGUAACAUACAAAAUAAAGAAGAUAAUUUCUACAUGCUUUUGCCAUGUUGGAUGGUAAAAUAUGUGUAAAAUUAUCUAGCUAUUUGUGUAUUGUACUCAGCAUAAGUGGUGUACUAUAUAAUCUUUUCAGAAAUAAUGCUAUUUUGCCGUUAUACAGUAAACAGAUCUUCCAAACUGUAGUAGCCCUUACAUAUUUAUAGCUGGGUAUUGACAUUUAAUUUUUGGCUAUGUGAAUAUAUUAUUUUUGAGUUUUGUUCCCAAGCAGUCUUUCUUGUGGACCAAUUUGUAUCUGAAUAAGUGAGCAUUGCAAAAAAAUAUUAGUUCUCUUUUUGUAAUAAAUUUUGUAACUUGAUUUCUUUGGAUCUUAAAAUUCACUUAUCUUAAAUGAGAAUAUUUGUGAAUUUUUUUUUUCAUUUUGGACAUAAGAUUUGAACUGGCUGUAAUGGAACAUAAUGACAUUAAUUAUGAAGUUGUGAGGGGUAACUUGUUCAUAUUCAGGAUGAGAUGGCAUGUCACAAUGUUAGUGUUACAACUUACGUUGUAUUCCUACUGGAAGUUAGCUUUUGUUUGAUAGAAUCAAAACACAAAUAUUGAUGCUAAUUUUGCUUUAUUGAUUGCUAAUAACCAGGAUAAAUGUUUGUGUUAGGUUUUAAUAAUUCCAUAAAUCUCCCUUUCCUCAAAGGAGAAUUGCUGUGUCAGUAUGUAUUGCGAACUACAAUUGGAGCAGCAUGCAAGGCAUAAUAACAGCUAUAUUUCUAGCAUGCCUACUUUCUUUUUAGUUAUCAACGGAUAAGUUAUUUGGUAUUUCUGUGGGAACUGUACAAUAAGUUGCUACUUCAGGAGAUGUGAUUUCCACCUAAGUACUAUAAUUAUUUACUUUUGUAUACCCUGUCCAAAUUAUGAUUUCAUUGCCUUAAAAUGCAGAAAUAAAAUAGCUAAUCAUUUCACAAACCGAUUAUAAAUAUAUAGGCUAUUAUAUGUUAGUUUCUAAAUGGUAUUUUAUGCAUUUUGACUCGGUGACAAUUAUAGAAAGUUAUGGGAAAUUUAUAAAUUAAAAGUCCAUUUACAAUCAUUAAUAUUUUUAUACCACACUACUUACAGCAUUUACAUCAUAAACUGUAUUGUGCAGAAUUUUUAAGUAAUAAUAACUUUCCUAAUAGCACAUUAUAGUUCAAACAUAUUAGUGAACAGGUUUUCUUCUUAAAUAUAAUUCAUCAUGACUAUAUAAACUGAAAAUUUAUAAAGGAAAUAAACUGAAUGUUACAUUGUUGAAAUAGUUGGAUCUCUUAAAAUAUUUUGAAAAAAAA